ACCCUCUCCCGCCUCCUCUACCCGGGCGGGGAUUGUUUCCACGAUGAAAUGAGUGAAAACCCGAGUGAUCCAGUGUCUCCCGUGGUGCGAGCUUUAGUACCACCUGUAUUUCAAAAUGGGGGACCCAAACUCCCGGAAGAAACAAGCUCUGAACAGACUACGUGCUCAGCUUAGAAAGAAAAAAGAAUCUCUAGCUGACCAGUUUGACUUCAAGAUGUAUAUUGCCUUUGUAUUCAAGGAGAAGAAGAAAAAAUCGGCACUCUUUGAAGUGUCUGAGGUUAUACCAGUCAUGACAAAUAAUUAUGAAGAAAAUAUCCUGAAAGGUGUGCGAGAUUCCAGCUAUUCCUUAGAAAGUUCCAUAGAGCUUUUACAGAAGGAUGUGGUACAGCUCCAUGCUCCUCGAUACCAGUCUAUGAGAAGGGAUGUAAUUGGCUGUACUCAGGAGAUGGAUUUCAUUCUUUGGCCUCGGAAUGAUAUUGAAAAAAUUGUCUGUCUCCUGUUCUCUCGGUGGAAAGAAUCUGAUGAGCCUUUUAGGCCUGUUCAGGCCAAAUUUGAGUUUCAUCAUGGUGACUAUGAAAAACAGUUUCUGCACGUACUGAGCCGAAAGGACAAGACUGGAAUUGUUGUCAACAAUCCUAACCAGUCAGUGUUUCUCUUCAUUGACAGACAGCACUUGCAGACUCCAAAAAACAAAGCUACAAUCUUCAAGUUAUGCAGCAUCUGCCUCUACCUGCCACAGGAGCAGCUUACCCACUGGGCAGUUGGCACCAUAGAGGAUCACCUCCAUCCUUAUAUGCCAGAAUAGAGUGCUGACCAGCAAAAUGGAGAUCAGAGAGUGCAGCAGCAGUUUUUUUUCUUUUUUUCUUACCACUUUAUUCUUUCAGAGUUUAAAGAAAAUGGACUCAUGCACAGAACACUAUGCAUUUUGAAACUUGUUCAUCCUGGAUUUUUUUUUUUUAAUCAUUUGUAUCUCAGAACUUAAAUUAGAUGUCUUCUGCACAGACUGUGUGAAAGAAGAUGCUUUGCAUAUUUGCUGCACUGCAUCAGCAUCUUACUAAAAAUGUGAAAUGAAAGGACUAUUGUACACUGAAAUGCUUAAAUGUAUCUGAAAGCACAAGGUGAUACUCAUUUUUGAUAGUCUUUCCAUUUGUGCUGGUUUUUGCCUCUUUGACAUCUGUCAUCAGUAUUUGGAGGGUGAGAAGUGAAUGUAACAGGUAUAAAUAACAUUUUAAAAACUUACAGCUUUGCUAUAAUCACAUUGUUCCAGAGCACUGUCAGAUUCAUUCUAAUGACCAGAAGUGGUUGUUUAAAAAAAAAAAGAAAAAGAAAAUACAACCAUGGGAAAGAAAUCUUAAAUGAAAAAAGCAUCUCAUUGUAGGCAUUCUUGCCUCAUAUAUUACUGGGCCAUGUUUGUUUCCUGGUACUCAUAAAUAUAUGUAUUUUAUUUCCAGAUCUCUUUCCCCAAGUUGCUGUUAUGAAAGAGCAUUCUGCUGAGUGUGGAUACAGUUAUACACAUUAAAGCAGAUCUGGAGUCUGAAGUAGCUAAGCAGCUAUAAAACUGAGAAAUACAUUCAUAGCUGCAGAAACUAUAAUAGGUAGCAGACUUUCCUUUUGGUUUUUGUUUUGUUUUUUGGUUUUAAAAAGAGAUUUUUAUUAUAAAGGAAAAAAUUCCAGUGAAUUGUGCAGAAAUACUGGUUUUUACAACACCCUAAAGGAAAACUUAGGGUUUUUUGAAGUAGAAAAGUUACUAAAGUUGGGAUCUUAAAUUGUGAAAACAUACAAAAACACCAUUGAGUGUCAAAGUUCUAAAAGGAGAACUCAUUUUGUGCAAUGAACAUAAGGAAAGACUACUGUAUAGUUUUUUUUGUUUUUUGGUUUUAUUUUUCUUUUAAAUGAAGAAAAGCUUUGCUUAAGGGUUGCAUACUUUUAUCGGAGUAAAUCUGAAUGAUCCUACUCCUUUGGAGUAAAACUUAGUGCUUACCAGUUUCCAAUUGUAUUUAGCUUCUGGUUGGAAUUUGAAUAAAUGAAAACCUAAAUAAAAUAGGUGAAAGUUCCCUGACUAUUCAGGUGAAUACACAAAA
Kogia breviceps (pygmy sperm whale) is the source of this 2081-nucleotide messenger RNA. The record is from RefSeq and is a predicted model, not a curated record. NCBI's taxonomy places the organism in Eukaryota, Metazoa, Chordata, Mammalia, Artiodactyla, Physeteridae.